AUGUUCCCGACGUCUUCUUCGACUCCUGCCGCCCAUGAUUCGUUGCGGCCGGAUCUCCCUGAAGCGACACCCUGGGUAGACACUGGCGUCAAGGGAUUACAUCGACGUGAUGGCUAUAACGAUUCUUAUACUGGGAGUAUCGUCUCUGCAACUGGGAGUGCCGCUUACCCAGCGACCACCACAUACACGGAAUGGGCAAGUGCCAGCGUAUGUGGUUUCGUUGAUGGAAUUCUAGACUAUUCCUCCGAGAUUGCAUGCUACGGCUACACACAAUGCGUCUUCCACACAGCGGACGUCAACUAUCCCGCCAUGGUAGGCUGCUGCAACAAUGCCUAUUCCGAAGAAUGCCUAUUCGAGACGACCUGCUACGACAGCGAACAACUCGCCGCAACUCCCACUCUGACUGAUUCGGCGGGUGUAUUCGCGAUCUUCUGCACGAAGUCUACGGCCGCAUCUUGCGUUGAGUGGACCUACCCCGAGCUAUCCAUUACGGACUUCGGGUGCUCCAGUAUUCACACCACCCAGACUUUAUACUUGACGGCCCAUCCAUACUCGAACAACAUUCCAGACAGUAAGAGUCUCAGCUACAUUAGCGGGAUUCCUACAGUGGCAUCUGUAUACGGAUCAGUGGUGAACGAUAACUUCAUCUCAGACUACAUCAACAGUGCUGUCGGGCCCGCCACGGGUUCAGUGAAUCGGAACGUGCCAACAUCCACUGGCGCUUCAUCAGGUGCUGCCUCUGGCGCAACAGGAUCGUCAGCGGCAUCUGGCUCAGGAUCAACUGCACACCAUUCAUCCAACACUGCUGCGAUCGCUGGAGGGGUGGUAGGUGGAGUAGUGGGCUUGGCUGGCAUCGGAGCAGCCAUCUUCAUGUUCUUCUUGAUGCGAAAGAAGAAGCAGAAUCAACAACCUGCAUACGAACCAGCCCCUACUGGUGGCAGUGCUAUGGCCUCACCACCACCUCCGCCCUCUGCUCCUUCCUCUGCCCCUCCUAUGAGCGAUCUGCCCUCGCCGUCCGAAGUCAGUGGGGCCUCCUACCACAAAUACGCAGCCGUCGAUGCAUACCAAGCAGAUCAAAAGUUCCAAGCCGCUCCUCUACCACACGAGUUGGCUCCUCUACCUCACGAGAUGGAUGCCCGAAGCUUUGCUGCCGAGCUUCCCGUUCCAUCCAACGAUGCACGGCCUCUUUCAUACGUUGAAACACCAGUACAUUAUACAUCGGGUCAUAGGUAUUAA
Molecule: messenger RNA, 1236 nt
Organism: Penicillium daleae
Lineage: Eukaryota; Fungi; Ascomycota; Eurotiomycetes; Eurotiales; Aspergillaceae
Exons: 2
Coding region: 1-1236 (411 amino acids)
Source: RefSeq, a predicted model, not a curated record